Molecule: messenger RNA, 6104 nt
Organism: Cavia porcellus (domestic guinea pig)
Lineage: Eukaryota; Metazoa; Chordata; Mammalia; Rodentia; Caviidae
Gene: Slc25a44
Product: solute carrier family 25 member 44
Exons: 5
Coding region: 2289-3233 (314 amino acids)
Biological process (GO): transmembrane transport; branched-chain amino acid transport; branched-chain amino acid catabolic process
Cellular component (GO): mitochondrion
Molecular function (GO): branched-chain amino acid transmembrane transporter activity
Source: RefSeq, a predicted model, not a curated record
CAGCGUCCCAGUUUCCGGUUCCGGUAGCACCGGGAGCAGAGUCGAGAUGGAGGAAGAUGCGACUGGAGGCCCCCACUCGCUGGGUACGGAGGGUCGAGCCUGGGCUGCAGCCUAGAAGUCCGGACUUGGAGUGCGCCUCAGACGCAGGAGAACCUCCGGGGUCUGAGAAGCAGAUCUGUAGUACAACCUGAAAUUCUCUAUUUCUAGCUUGGGUGAUGCCCAGUACUGCUGAUCUGUGGACUACUCCACAUGACAAAAACACAAAACACCGUUGAAACAGAAGUUUCUGCAAUAACAGAAGUGAUUUUCUGUUCACAAAAUACUUUUUACAGAUAUUAGCUCCUAUAUGUUGCAGCACAAACUGUUAUUCAAGCCAUGGCAGGCUUUAUUAAUCCCACUUCACAGAUGAAGAAACUGAGUAUCAGUUAAGUGAUUUAGUUCCAGUCUUACACUAGUAACAGAAGUGGAGCUCCAGUGUGGGUCUCUUGAUGACAGCUGUUCAUUCUGUUGUUUCCCAGUGGAUACGUCCUUCUAAGCAGGACUCUCAUCUUAGAACCUAGAUGAACUUGUUUUGUGCAAGAAGAGUUGAAGUGGGAAAAAUGUGUACACACUUGAGCCAGUAUGUCUCUUUUCACUGGAGUAGUUUGUAGUGGGAAUUUUGCCUCCGACAGUGGGACCAUAGGUGUCACCUUAGGAUUCCUCAUCAGGAGAUGCUGGUAGCUGGUGAUUCAACUGUACAGGUUGAGGAGAUGUCCUGAAAAUCAAGUGCUGGAACAGAACCCUUCAUCGUUCUGCCCUUCUGCCCUGUGUGCAUGAAGUUUGCACAUGGCCAGCAGGAAGCCCUCCUGCUUGAGCCUUGCUGUAAUUGUCCUGUGACAACAUGCGUCUGCUCAGCCACUGAGUCGCUUCACUAGCACACUGGAGAAGCAGAGGCAGCAAUCACUUUCUGUGCACAGAGCUGAGAGAAGUUGCUGAGCAGCUGCAUAACCAAGAGCCUGUGUUUAACUUUGGGUGACCUGUGGCCCUGAGGGUGUGAACUCUGCCUUCCACUGGUGGGAAUGACUUGGCUUUCAACUGAACAGAGUGAUUUCAUGUUGGAGUUCUCAACUCCCAAGAAAGCAGGACAGAGGAUAGAAGUCUUGGCUUGGAUUCUACUUCCACCACUGACCAGCUGCAUGACCUUGGGCCUGUUACAUUUAAUCCGUCCAGCUCUUUACCUUCUUCAGCAGAAGUGUUUAAUAUACACAGGCUAAGUUGCGAGGAUUUGCAGGAGUUGAAGGCUUGGAUGUCUCCUGGAACAACCUGUGAGCUUCUUGAAAGCGGAAUCUGAAUUCUGUGUCCCUCUGCUACCUUCAUUCUCUAGGUCUAAGGUUGUGGUCUGUGUGAUUAGGGUUGAAAGUACAGGGUCAAGGGGCUGGGGAUUUAGCUCAACGGCAUAAGUGCCUGCCUUGCAAGCAGGCAGUCGUGAGUUCGAUCCCUGGUACUGAUAAAAAUGAAAAAGAAAAAAAAAAAAAAAAAGUACAGGGUCACAUCUGUCCUCCACCCCGUGGUUUUCAGGCUCUUCAGGUAAACUAUAGCUAUCAAGUGGUUGUUUUCUCUUUCUACAGUCAAUUAUCUAAUAACCUGAAGAGGACUCUGGCCUUUGGCCUGUUCCUGGCAUCCCCCUUCUCUCCCUGAAGCUGGGCAGGUGGUAGUGGUGCCGUGUGGCAUGAAAGCCCCACUCAUACUGGAGAAAAUGCAAGUGCCGUGAAUGUUUAGGGGAGCUCAGAAGGGUCAGUGCGGGAAUCCAGCAGUAAGAGUCAGCUGGUGAGUGGCACUUAGAGGCACCCGCUGGAGAGGAAAGGCCCAAUGUGGGGCAUCCUCAGUGAGCCCAGGAACCUUCAGGAACCUCCUCAGUCUCCCUUAGUGGGGUCACCUAGGUCCUGCAGGUGGUUGGCUUGAAUGGUCCCUGCUAUGCCACCAUGGCUUGGACAGAGAGUUUAGGGUUCAUGCUUCUCUAAGCUGGGGCAGGAAGCUGAGGUUUGAGUAGAGCCAAAGGAGGCACCAGUGAGGAGUGGUUUAUGAAGGAGGGGAUCUGAGUUGGGAAGGGACUGGUCAAGGGCAAUGAGAGGGCAGAAGAAUGCUGCUGGUCUGUGCAGGGCAGGAAUGGGCAGAGCCAGGUGAAGUCUAAGAGGAGAUGAAGCCUGAGGAGAGGGGUUUUGGCAUCUAGCCAGGAGGAGAGAGCACAAAGUCCUGACCCCUUUCCUCCCAUCCCUGCACCCCGCCCGCAUCCCAGCUCUUCAGGCAUAAUGGAGGACAAACGCAACAUCCAGAUCAUUGAGUGGGAACACCUGGACAAGAAGAAGUUCUACGUGUUUGGCGUGGCCAUGACCAUGAUGAUCCGUGUCAGUGUCUACCCAUUUACCCUCAUCCGCACGCGACUGCAAGUUCAAAAGGGAAAGAGCCUCUACCAUGGGACCUUUGAUGCCUUCAUCAAGAUUCUACGAGCAGAUGGUGUGACCGGCCUAUACCGGGGAUUCUUGGUCAACACUUUCACCCUUAUCUCUGGCCAGUGUUAUGUUACCACCUAUGAACUCACUCGGAAGUUUGUAGCUGACUACAGUCAGAGCAACACAGUCAAAUCACUGGUGGCUGGUGGCUCAGCCUCUCUUGUGGCCCAGAGCAUCACUGUGCCCAUCGAUGUGGUAUCCCAACACCUGAUGAUGCAGCGCAAGGGUGAGAAAAUGGGCCGCUUUCAGGUGCGUGGGAACCUAGAAGGACAAGGGGUUGUUGCCUUUGGCCAAACUAAGGACAUCAUCAGGCAGAUCCUGCAGGCCGAUGGGCUUCGUGGCUUCUACCGAGGCUAUGUGGCUUCACUGCUUACCUAUAUUCCAAACAGUGCUGUCUGGUGGCCCUUUUAUCACUUCUAUGCAGAGCAACUCUCGCACCUGUGCCCUAAGGAGUGCCCUCACAUCAUCCUUCAAGCCAUCUCCGGGCCCCUUGCUGCAGCCACUGCCUCCAUCCUCACCAACCCCAUGGAUGUCAUCCGAACCCGAGUGCAGGUUGAAGGCAAGAGCUCCAUCAUUUUGACCUUCAGACAGCUGAUGGCAGAAGAGGGACCUUGGGGCCUCAUGAAGGGCCUCUCAGCCAGAAUCAUCUCAGCCACGCCCUCCACCAUUGUCAUCGUGGUGGGAUAUGAGAGCCUCAAGAAACUCAGCCUGCGCCCUGAGCUGGUGGACUCAAGACACUGGUAGGCACAGCAGGCUGAGUAGCUUGCUGUUUCCAACACUACACUGAGCUGGGGCAAAGCAGGGGAGCGAACGCCCUCUGAUGUACCCAACCCAUCCCUAGCCCUGCGUGGGGCUAGGUGGCCUGUUUAGGACUGGGGCAAAGACUUUGAACUGCUCUUGCUGAAGAGGAUCCACGCCUGGCUCACCUGCCCCUACUAAGUGUAAUUCUCCUCCUGAACUGGACUGCCUCAUUCAGCGGCCCUGAGGACCCCACCCCCUCCAUCCUGCUGGCUCUCUCCCUGGCUUCCUUGUGUCUGUCGUGAGGUACUGAGAAGAGCCUUGCACACAGCUCGCUUAGGACUACUGGUUCCUCCUCUUGGGUUUUCAGCCCAGACUCUUAAGCAGCUGCUCCCAGCCCUCUCCUGCCCCAUCUCUUACACUUGCUUUUUUAAAAUUUGGAAAUGAGUUGCUUCUUCCUGUCCCUUAGGGCAAGUUGCUAGGCACUUUCACACAGGGAGUAUGGCUUUGUAGAACCCUCAUCCUCUCUUUAGGGGAGUUACUAGGAUAGAGAGAAAAGUUGAUAGUUUAUUUUGUGCGUGUGUUUUUUAAGCAUCUGUGAACUAAACUAUUGUCUUAUUCCGCUAGGGCACCAGUCGUGCUGUCAGAGCCUCCCCCUUCCUCAGACAGGUAGAAAAUGUCACAUAGCUUUUUCCUCAGUCCCAGAUUCCUGUCCCUUCUGUAUCCUUUCAGCAUCCUUUCAGUGCCAGCAGCCCUCGUGCAGUAUGAGCUUUUGACUUCCCCAGGCCCAUAUGACUACGGUGGGCGGCACAAUUCUAAGUAGCACAGGCUGUGUGGAGUACACUGAACUUGGAGCACCACCUUGAAAAGUCAGGUUGAGAGAGCAGUUGGUUUAGAAAGUGACAAAAGGCUGGCUCUAUGUCACCUAUCACAUUUCCUCAGGCCACUGAGCCAAGCCUAGGAGAGAACAGGGGAGGUUCUCACUGAAGGCAGUCAUGACACAUACGUAUAUACCCCAGCUGCUCAGAUUCACAGCCACAGAUGUUAAGCUGCUCUUUAAGGUGUGGAACGUUUUUGUUUUCUUCCCCCUGGAUAUGCAGAGUCUUCCUAGCCAUGGUACCCAGUGCUUGAAGAAAAUAAAGAAUAGGUCAGGAAGUCACCCAAUACUAGGACCACUGCAUUCACCAGCCAGAUACUGCCAAGAUUAUCUGAGAUGCUCUCCUCAGGAGCUUAGAGGUGGCACUCCUUCCCUGCCUCAUUUUCCCUGCUCCACCUCCGCCACCAAGCCUGUUACCAGCCGAAAGUGCUGUAAAUCGAAUGGGAAGACAGUCAAGCUCUGCCUUCCUAUCUGAGACAUUUAGCCUGGAUGACCCUUAAGCCUUUUUAAUAGUCCCAGCCCAGGAAAGGCCAUGUGCCGAUUUGAAAGGUGCUAGCUACCUGAAGCCUUGAUUUCUUAUGGUUGUACCAUGUUCUUCUACCCUGGCCAGGAAAGGAUCUGAAAAGCAUACUUCUUUUCUUUUCAAAACCAUAUUUCUUAAAUUUACUUUUUUUUUUGUCUUUUUUCCUUUUUAUCGGUAGCGGGCAUCGAACUCACGACUGCCUGCUUCCAAGGCAGGCGCUUAUGCCGCUGAGCUAAAUCCCCAGCCCCCAAAACCAUAUUUCUUUACCGUUAUUUCCACUCCUUAUCUUGGACCCUUUUUUUUUUUUUUUUUUUUUUUUGUGGUACUGGGAAUUGAACUCAGGACCUUGUGCUUGCCAGUCAGGCACUGUGCCACUGAGCCAUAUCCCCAGCCCCUUGGUCCCAUUUUAAGUUUUUUCCCAUUUGUUUCUUCCUGCGCUUUGUCAAGAGAUUGCUUCAAUUUCUAGUCACAAAUAGCCAAACAAAGAGUUGAGGCCACAGAUCAUUUGAAUACCCCCCCCCACAAGGUCUUAACUAUGCAGUUCAGGCUGGCCUUAAGCUUACUUUGGAGCCUAGGCUGGUCUUGAACCUGCAAAGAUCCUCCUGCUUCAACCUUCCAAGUGUUGAGAUUACAGGUGUGCAUCACCUCUGAUGUCCCCUCACCUCUUUAACCUGAGAACCACCAAUAAUAUAAUGGAGCAAGGGCCUUCCUCUUUAAGCUUUUCCUAGUAAGACCUCUAGAUUGGUUUUUUUAGUUUCACAUCUUUUUCCUUGUCUUCCAUCCUUUCCCUCACAGUGGCAGAGUGGGUAAAGGAUCAUGGACAGGCCAGGCAUAGUGGCACAAGCCUGGACACCCUAGCGCUUGGAAGUCUGGAGCCAGAGGAGCACAAAUUUGAGGUUGGCUAGAGUAGAGUUCAAUGCCCGUCUCGAAGUAUGGACAGCAGUGUUCCUCUCUCCCAGACUCCUUCCCUCUGAUUCAUUUUCCCUGCGCAGCAUUUCAGUCUUUUAUCUCACUCAUUCGUAGUCAUUUUUUUUUUUUUUUUUUUGUCUUUUUCGUUUUUAUCGGUACCAGGGAUUGAACUCACGACUGCCUGCUUGCAAGGCAGGCACUUAUGCCCCUAAAUUAAAUCCCCCCCCCAUUUUCUUUUAAUAGUUUAGGAACUGGGAUUGGAUUUACAGUACGUCGUGGUGAGGAUGGUACAAUGGACUUCCUGUUUUCCUAAAACUGGAGACCAAAGCAGCUGGAAGUUUUAAUGUGUUGGCUGGUAACCAAAACUAAAAAAAACACAUACAUACAAAAACAAAACCUGGAGAGACUGAGACCGGCAACCUGACUGGAAUACUUAAGGACAGGGGAAUGAAAAUGCUAAUUCAUUUAAAAUGGUAAAAUGGACUCUUGUGAAUACUAUACUAGCGAAUAUUCUAUGUUGCACUGUACGAAGUCUCUAAAGUGUAAUUAAAAGUUUUUACUGACCCCA